GGCCAGCCAUUUUGUAAUAUAACAAAGUGAGAUCACCAAUGGAUUAUAUAACCAUGCUUGUUUUCUGCUUCAUUUCAUGUCUGAUUGUAAGAACAGCCACACGUACUGACACCAUAAACACAGCUCAGUUCAUUAGAGAUGGAGACACUAUAGUUUCAGCUGGUGGGACCUAUGAAUUAGGAUUUUUCACCCCCGAGAAAUCCAGAAACCGAUACUUGGGGAUAUGGUAUGGCAAAAUAUCUGUCCAGACGGCAGUUUGGGUUGCCAACAGAGAAACUCCACUUAACGAUUCAUCAGGUGUUGUAAGGCUUACAAACCAAGGACUUCUUGUUCUUCUCAAUCGUAUUGGAAGCAUCAUUUGGUCUUCCAACACAUCAACACCUGCUAGGAAUCCAGUUGCGCAGCUUUUGGAUACAGGAAACCUUGUUGUGAAAGAGGAGGGUGAUAAUAACAUGGAGAACUCCUUGUGGCAGAGUUUUGAUUAUCCAGGCAACACACUAAUACCGGGCAUGAAGGUAGGACGGAAUAUAAUAACUGGCAUGGAGUGGCACUUGACAUCAUGGAAGUCACAAGAUGAUCCUUCCAGAGGUAAUGUUACAGGCGCCCUUAUUCCUGGUGGAUAUCCGGAGUAUGCAGCGUUGGAAGAUUCAAAGGUGAAGUAUCGAGCUGGGCCAUGGAAUGGCCUGGGGUUCAGUGGCUUGCCUCGGUUAAAACCAAAUCCAAUAUACACAUUUGAAUUUGUUUUUAAUGAUAAGGAGAUAUUUUACAGAGAAAAUCUUGUUAAUAACUCAACGCAUUGGAGAGUCGUCUUAAUUCAGAGUUAUGAUUUCAUGCUCCUUCUGUGGAUGGAGCAAACCCAAAGCUGGUUUCUUUACUCGACAGCAAAUACAGAUAAUUGUGAGCGUUAUAACCUCUGUGGCGCAAAUGGUGUCUGUAGCAUUGACCACUCUCCAGUUUGCGAUUGCUUGAAUGGAUUUGUACCAAAAGUUCCAAGAGACUGGAAGAAGACAGAUUGGUCAAGUGGUUGCGUUAGAAAGACUGCACUAAAUUGUUCCAGAGAUGGGUUUCGGAAGCUCAGAGGUUUGAAGAUGCCGGAGACAAGAAAAUCAUGGUUCAACAGGAGUAUGAACCUGGAGGAGUGCAAGAACACAUGCUUGAAGAACUGCAGCUGUACUGCGUAUGCCAACUUGGACAUCAGGAGUGGAGGAAGUGGUUGCUUGCUUUGGUUCAAUGAUUUGAUUGAUAUGAGAACAUUCCCUCAAAUUGAGCAAGACAUUUUUAUACGGAUGGCUGCAUCAGAACUAGAUAACGGUGACUCUGCAAAGGUUAAUACCAAAUCCAAAGUGAAGAAAAGGAUCAUAGUAAGCUCUGUGUUGUCCACCGGGAUUCUGUUCAUUGGCCUAUGCUUGGUCUUGUAUGUUUGGAAAAAGAAGCAGCAGAAAAACAGAAAAAUGACAGGUAAUUUGCAAAGAAGAUCAAAUAACAAGAACUUGAAGGAAGAACUAGAAUUACCCUUCUUUAACAUGGAUGAGUUGGCUUGUGCAACAAAUAACUUUUCUGUUUCCAAUAAACUAGGACAAGGGGGUUUCGGACCUGUUUAUAAGGGAACAUUAACAGAUGGACGAGAAAUAGCUGUCAAGAGGCUCUCUGAGAAUUCAAGACAAGGACUUGAUGAGUUCAAAAAUGAAGUCAAACAUAUCGUGAAACUUCAGCACCGGAAUCUAGUGAGGCUUCUUGGAUGCUGCAUUGAAAGACAUGAAAAUAUGUUGGUCUACGAGCUUUUGCCUAACAAAAGCUUGGACUUCUAUAUUUUUGAUGAAACUCGAAGCUUGCAACUAGAUUGGCCCAAGCGCUCCAACAUCAUCAACGGGAUUGCUCGAGGACUCCUUUAUCUUCACCAAGAUUCGAGACUAAGAAUAAUCCACAGAGAUCUGAAAACCAGCAAUAUUUUAUUGGAUUACGAAAUGAAUCCAAAAAUCUCAGACUUUGGCCUGGCUAGAAGUUUUGGAGAAAAUGAAACUGAAGCCAAUACCAAUAAAGUGGCUGGAACGUAUGGUUACAUAUCUCCAGAGUACGCAAAUUAUGGGCUCUACUCGCUAAAAUCAGACGUCUUCAGCUUUGGAGUAUUGGUGCUAGAGAUAGUGGGUGGCUGUAGGAGCAGAGGAUUCCGUCAUCCAGAUCACCAUCUCAACCUUAUUGGGCAUGCUUGGAGACUGUUCAAACAAGGCAGGCCUCUGGAACUGGCUACGGGAUCAAAAUUUGAAACACCCUAUUUGUCUGAAGUGCUACGUUCAAUUCACGUGGGGCUAUUGUGUGUGCAAGAAAAUCCAGAAGAUAGACCAAACAUGUCAUAUGUGGUUUUGAUGUUGGGCAAUGAAGAUGAAUUGCCUCAGCCUAAACAACCAGGAUUUUUCACUGAAAGGGAUCUUGUUGAAGCAAGCUCUUCAUCAAGCCAGAGCAAACCACCUUCGGCAAACGUAUGCUCACUUUCAGUGUUAGAGGCAAGAUAGAUUACUUGUAUUUUUAUUCUUAUGAAAACUUGUGUGCUUGUUUUGCUUGGUCGUGAUGUUUGUGAUCGUGUGCUCAUGAAAACUCUGUUGUAUGUUUUCCAUGGCAAGGUUAAUUUCUCGGAAAUUAUUAAUAUUUUUAAGUG
Populus euphratica (Euphrates poplar) is the source of this 2653-nucleotide messenger RNA. RefSeq names its product G-type lectin S-receptor-like serine/threonine-protein kinase At4g27290. Gene Ontology annotation, biological process: protein phosphorylation; recognition of pollen. Bases 39 to 2510 code for a protein of 823 amino acids. Lineage: Eukaryota; Viridiplantae; Streptophyta; Magnoliopsida; Malpighiales; Salicaceae. The transcript is spliced from 7 exons. Gene Ontology annotation, molecular function: protein serine/threonine kinase activity; ATP binding. The record is from RefSeq and is a predicted model, not a curated record.